AUGUCGACAGUUAGGUCCCCUGUGGAGUGGAAUGGUGCUGGUAAGAUGCUUAAAGAUCUUCUAGAGCUGUUACCUGGUAAUAUACUGGCUAACUAUGCAUGUCAUUACUGUUUAACUGCCUUCCAGACCAAGGCAUUCCAGUGCUACUAG
Molecule: messenger RNA, 150 nt
Organism: Heterobasidion irregulare TC 32-1
Lineage: Eukaryota; Fungi; Basidiomycota; Agaricomycetes; Russulales; Bondarzewiaceae
Exons: 2
Coding region: 1-150 (49 amino acids)
Source: RefSeq, a predicted model, not a curated record